UAAAUACUCACCAGUUACUGGGGCAAAGUAUCAUCUGUGCACAAAGAGUGGUGGGACAGCAUCUGACAGCCAUUACAUGGGACACAGACAGGUGGAGUGGACUCAUUAGUUACUAAAUACAGAAAUACUCUGAAACCUUCAUAUGUGUGGGACAUAACAUCACAUCAGAAGUAUAAAGAUCUGAGCUGGGUGUUCAAGUGAAGAAGACAAGUAUCUCACUGAGGUCGUUAUCGAAGAUAAACGGAGGCAGCUAAACUAAGUCGCCAUGUGGGAGAAGAGAGUGCGAGUGCUUCUGUCCAAAGCCCUACUCCACUGACACAACUGCAACUCCCUCAGGCCCCUGCCCCAUCCAAAGCUGUUCUCCAGGGGCCCUGAUAUGCGCCCCUGCUUCACUGGCCUCCACAGGCAGUCCCAACCUCAGGGCCAGGCACUGUGUGGGUAUCACACCGGUCUGGCUUCUGCCUACACACUCCGACUGCCCCUGAACUAAGAAUGAGAUACUCCUGAGUCACUUCUAUGUGUGCCGACUCUUCUCUCAAAGACUAAAUUGGUCUGAUUUUGUGCUUUCACUGAAAGCCUAAAAAAAUAUUGAAAACACCUUUUUAAACCUUCACAAUAUUUCCAUUUGGAAAACACUUUAUCAUAUUGUGCCCCCCAUCAAAAAGCAGCACGUGUUCCUUUGUGCUCACCACGUGGUGGAGGACCAUGGGAUGCCGUCAGAGUUCGGAGGAAAAGGAAGCUGCACGGCGCUCGCGGCGUAUCGACCGUCAUUUGCGGUCAGAAAGCCAGCGGCAGCGACGUGAAAUCAAGCUUCUGUUGUUAGGCACUAGUAACUCUGGGAAAAGCACCAUAGUAAAACAGAUGAAGAUCAUUCACAGUGGAGGCUUUAACCUUGAGGCCUGCAAGGAGUACAAACCCCUGAUCCUGUACAAUGCCAUCGACUCCCUGACUCGCAUUAUCCGGGCCCUCACCACUCUCAAAAUUGACUUUCACAACCCUGACCGGGCAUAUGACGCUGUGCAGCUCUUUGCUCUCACUGGUCCCGCUGAGAGCAAGGGGGAGAUCACACCAGAAUUACUAGGUGUCAUGAAACGUCUGUGGGCAGACUCAGGGGUCCAAGAGUGCUUUCAGCGAUCCAACGAGUACCACUUAGAGGACAACACUGCCUACUACCUGAAUGACCUGGACCGCAUCUCUGCACCUGAGUACAUCCCAACUGUAGAGGACAUCCUACGAUCCCGUGAUAUGACCACGGGCAUUGUGGAAAACAAGUUUACCUUCAAGGAGCUCACUUUCAAGAUGGUGGAUGUGGGAGGACAGCGCUCCGAGAGGAAAAAGUGGAUCCACUGUUUUGAGGGCGUGACUGCAAUCAUAUUCUGUGUAGAACUUAGUGGCUAUGACCUUAAACUCUACGAGGACAACCAGACGAGUCGCAUGGCAGAAAGCUUGCGUCUAUUUGACUCCAUUUGCAACAACAACUGGUUCACCAACACGUCUCUUAUCCUGUUCCUCAACAAGAAGGACCUGCUGGCUGAGAAGAUAAAACGUAUUCCUUUAACAGUAUGCUUCCCAGACUACAAAGGUCAAAACACCUAUGAGGAGGCAGCCGUCUAUGUGCAGCGGCAGUUUGAGGACCUUAACCGCAACAAGGAAACCAAGGAAAUCUAUUCGCACUUCACCUGUGCCACUGACACCAGCAACAUCCAGUUUGUGUUCGACGCUGUCACGGACGUGAUCAUCCAGAAUAAUCUCAAGUACAUUGGUUUGUGCUAGGAUCUGACAGGGGGAUGGGAUUUAGGAGGGUAAUUCAGACCUCUGCACACCAGCUAGCUAGCCAUUGGGCAGGUUCUUCGGACAGCCUAGUGUUUUAUCUCCACUGGGAGCUGCAGCAGAGAACUGUGGUUACAAGGUGCUCUGACAGAUACUACUGUAGAGUCAAUGUGUCAAUGCUGAGGCUAAAGAGCUGAUGGUCCACACUCAAGAUGGGAAUAUGCCCCAUUGUGUUUGCACUGAAUAUGAGUAUGCAGAGACACCCAAAAACACACGCACACACACACACACUUUUCUGUUAAUCACACACGGUCUUUGGAUAACAAUCGAGUACUUCUAUAUGUGGCUGGAACACUGGAAUUGUUCAACAUCUGUCCCUAGCCUGCCAAACCAGACUACAGGUCUAAACUGGGGCUCUCCAGUUAUUUUGGUCUCUUGUUUUCUUUGCCUGAGUCAAUUAAUGCUGCAUUACAACUCAAAUCAAAUAUUAAUGUUCUCUUUUGAAUUUUCACCCAACAAUGGUAAGCAGUGAGUGCACUUGAUGUGUUGUAAGGAGCGUUGUGUGUCUGAAAAAAUGUCAGUAGACAUGAUGUCACAGGUGUUUUGCCUGAAAGAGGAAACUGCCACACUUUAAACCCAAGUGAAUCUUCUUCUUCACAAGACUUAGUUUGACCCACAGACAAAGAUCCGUUUAGUUCAGAUUCUAUCAUUUAUUUCUCCUUGUACCUGGAAGGUGUUUCCCAAGCAGAGUCGAAAGUAUUAAAUAUCAUACCAUUGUCCAUCCAAAAGACAAACAGUGCCAAGAUCCAAUUGUAAAUAAACACAGAUCCUAUCUACAACUUUUGUUUUUAUGGACAAAUAUUUUAAACAUGCAUGGUUUUGUUACUUUGGGAUACUAAUAUAUUUUAUUUUGAGUUCUGUUUCUCUUAGUUAAAUAAUAUAUUCCCAAAAAUCUAUAUAAAAGUCAAACACUGUGUACGGUUGUACAGGUAAGAGAGGAAUCUAUUGAAAAGAAAUAUAUGAAUAUAAAGUGGUUAAAUAAUAUUCUAAUAAUGGUGAAGAUGACUGUGAUAAUAAAGAUAAUGUGAAAAACACAUCACAGAGUUAGCAUGAGAAAUCUCAAAGGAGAACAAGACUGUAGAAAAAAAGAAAACAUUCAAAGCUCAAUCUUCCUCCCAUUAUCGAAGUGGAAAGUUGUUCAAGUCAAUCAGAUGAUGUGUAAAUAUACUGUAAGGUACGCUAUGCUUAAACAAAUAAACAUGAAGCUGGCAUACUUUGAGAGGGGUGGAGACAGAGCACGUAGGAUGAGUGGAUAAACACAAUCUUCCUCUCACUCUUUUAAAUAAAACUGGUAAUUUGCAACAACUGUGUUAAGGGCUCAAGGCUUGACUUUACAGGAUGUCCAAACCAACAAAAACAGCAAUUAAAAAGAUGAUUAAAAUGGACAUUAACAAUGAAUAAAACAACUUAUGCAAAUUUUUAUUGUGUUGUAUGGUUUUGAGUGCUGGUUGUGUCCAAUAUGCUAUAAACUUUGCUUGUUUAAUUUUGAUGUGUGAGAGUAGUUCUUGUCUGAAAGCAUCAUGUCUUUUGGCCCAAAUCAUUCUUUGCUAAUUUUCUAAGCAUGACAAACAAGGUCUCUUCAUAUUAAUAAUUUGACAAAAGUGCUCAGUCAUGAAACUCAGCAACCACAUAAGUAGGUUUUAUUUUUAUUCUAACAAUGGUUACCAUAUAGAGAGCAAACAUUUUGAAUUAAAUAAUUAAUAAUAAUCCUCCUAUGAACUACUGACACAGAAGGGCCACAAAGCUAUGCUGGACUGACAAGAGCUUGCAGUGUUCAUGGUGAACUGCUGUAUGGUAUAAAAGCGCUCAACACCUCCAGUCUGUCUUAUUAUUUCAGAA
Molecule: messenger RNA, 3669 nt
Organism: Boleophthalmus pectinirostris (great blue-spotted mudskipper)
Lineage: Eukaryota; Metazoa; Chordata; Actinopteri; Gobiiformes; Gobiidae
Gene: gnaz
Product: guanine nucleotide binding protein (G protein), alpha z polypeptide
Exons: 3
Coding region: 706-1773 (355 amino acids)
Biological process (GO): adenylate cyclase-modulating G protein-coupled receptor signaling pathway
Cellular component (GO): heterotrimeric G-protein complex
Molecular function (GO): GTPase activity; G-protein beta/gamma-subunit complex binding; G protein-coupled receptor binding
Source: RefSeq, a predicted model, not a curated record